This is a messenger RNA of Boeremia exigua, 963 nucleotides long. Its product is annotated as RmlC-like cupin domain-containing protein. NCBI's taxonomy places the organism in Eukaryota, Fungi, Ascomycota, Dothideomycetes, Pleosporales, Didymellaceae. Bases 267 to 839 code for a protein of 190 amino acids. Gene Ontology annotation, cellular component: intracellular anatomical structure. The record is from RefSeq and is a predicted model, not a curated record. The transcript has a single exon.
ACCUUGACCUCAAGCUCGCCUUGGUGGUGCGUCCAACACGCUCCUGCCCCGCCGACUGAUUCGAUAAGAGCUUAUCGGCCAUACUUACCCCACAUCGGUCUGACAACAACGCGCAAUGACAUAGCUUACACCGACAUUUCUCACACCAGACCCGCAGCAUUCAUGCACGUGCACCGCAAACAAACAACACAUCGAUUCUUUUCACACACGCGCAAAAAAAUAGACUCACGGCCUCUUUCGCUUUCCCUCUAGAAUAAUCCUCAAAAAUGACAUCCUGCAUCAUCCCCCCCGAGCCCCCCCUCUCCCCAACCUUCGAAGCCCACACAACCCCCUACGAAACAAUCUCAACCCAGACCAUCAUCGACACGCUGAAACUGACAAAACACCCCGAGGGCGGCUACUACACCGAGCUCGACCGCGACCCCCGCACCGUCCCGAAUCCCUUCCAGAACCAUCCCUACGCCACCACCGCCCAGGCGCCGCUGAGCGGCGACAACGCCGUCCGCAACGCGAGCACCAGUAUCUUGUACCUGCUCACUCCGCACUCGCCCCAGGGCCACUUCCACCGCAACGCGGGCCGCACGGUGCACACGCUCAUCCAGGGGCGCGGGCGCUACGUGCUGAUCCACGCCGACGAGGGCGAGGCGGGGGCGCGGAAGCGCGUGGAGACGUUUGUGGUGGGGCGGGAUGUCGAGGCCGGCGAGCGGGUGGUGUGGAUUGUCGAGGGCGGCAAGUACAAGGCGAGUUUCCUGCUGGCGGAGGACGGGGUCGAUGAGUGGGAGUCGCGGCUGCUGAUUAGCGAGGUGAGUGGUGGCGUGUGCAGGGAGGGACUGGGCUGACUUGUGCGAAGACGGUGGUGCCUGGGUUUGAGUAUGCGGAUCAUGAUUUCAUGAGGGAGGGGGUGCUGGAGGAGUUGGUUGGGGGGGAACAGGCAGAGGAGUUGAAGUGGCUUAUGAGGAGAGG